AUGAAUGUCACCACCAAACCCACUACUGCCCUAGAACGCAGGAGCUCUUUAAUUAUGCCCAUCCAGUGCGUCCCGACGACUAAUGGUACUGGAACGCACUGGAUGUGCUGCCGCCACUCCUGCCGCUACUCCUGCCGCUCAGGAGGCUCACCGAGAGCAGUGCAGGAGCUGACCAGCAGACGGGUGGCAGCAUCCAUGCUGAGCUGUAGGCAUGGGAGCUUAGCAGGGCCGGAUUUCCAUUUCAGGCACCUUUUGGGCACGAGUGGAAAUCUGUUUAGCCUGAACCUGCGCCCGCACCUGCUGCAGGACCAGCCGGCUUUCACGUAUGCAGGGAAGGACCAGCCGGCUUUCACGUAUGCAGGGGAGGACCGGCCGGCUUUCACGUAUGCAGGGGAGGACCGGCCGGCUUUCACGUAUGCAGGGGAGGACCGGCCGGCUUUCACGUAUGCAGGGGAGGACCGGCCGGCUUUCACGUAUGCAGGGGAGGACCGGCCGGCUUUCACGUAUGCAGGGGAGGACCGGCCGGCUUUCACGUAUGCAGGGAAGGACCCCGGCUUUCACGACAUGAGUGCAAAGAUGAGUUUGCAGCACCACAAACCUGUUUCCAAUGAAAAUCAGAUUAACGUUCGGAAUGUGUCAAAUAGGAUGCUACCAAUUCAUUUCCCUCCAACUAAAACUGUGCUCUGGGACUCGACACCCAUCGGGGAGCCGAUAGGGUUACAUUUCAGCUAUUACAGGAAUCCUCACUUGUUACUGUCUGAAAAAGCUUUGCGGCUCGCUUACCGACACGCGAAGACUGAGAGAAGAGUUUUCUGUUGUUUCUUACUUGGAUCUUUCUCUGUGGAUGAUGAUGAGGAAGGUGUAACCUUGACAAUUGAUCGGUUUGUUCCCGGUCGGGAGAAAUCUGGCGUUGUGGGGAAGGUUCCUUCUGCUCUCUUACCUGGAGAUUUUGUUAUUCCUUGCUCUGUAUAUACCAGAGAGUCCGCAGGAAAUAUCACUCUGCAUACUCCAGAGGAGUUUGCAUCUUCUUUUAAGGGUCUGCAGAGCCAUCUCCACUGCAAAGAAGCCUUGGAUCUUUCAAAAUUGCUCACCGUGAGAGCUCAUAUCACUUACUCGGAGAACAUGGACAAUCUUCACUUUGAUCUUCGCUGGGCGGCUGUCACGGUAGCAAAUUCAUUUGAAAGUACUCCCAUAAAGCCUGUCCCAAUUAUACCCACCGCCCUAGCCAGGAACCUGAGCAGUCACAAUAAUAUUGCACAGCUUCAAGGAACACACAAAUGCGGGUAUAUUUUGCUUCUUGUCCUAGAGUCUGAUCCAAAGGCUUAUACUCUUCCACUUGUCGGGAUCUGGCUGAGUGGGAUCACACACAUUCACAGUCCACAGGUUUGGGCCAGCUGUCUGCGCUACCUGUUCAGCUCAUCAAUUAAGGAAAGGGUGCUUUCAGAGUCUGGCAGCUUCCUCAUUGUUCUCUACUCACUGACCCACAAGGAGCCUGAGUUCUACGAGUGUAUUCAAGGUAUUGGCCAUGAUCCGCUUGGCUACCAGUUGCUGGCCUGUGAAGAUUCUAUCCAUCUAUUCAAAAACGUGGAAUCCUCCAAACAGUCAUCCUUGUUGUUUGAGCUUACCACUGAGAGUCAGAAUUCUGAAGCAUAUCUGCUUAGUGAAGUUUCCAAGACUGUUUCGAAUGCUGGAAAACACCAUGCAUCUCCCACUAAGUUAUCAGUAAGUGACCACGAUUCUGGAGUAGAAGAUGAGGAUUUCUCUCCUAGGCCUUCGCCUCACCCUCAUCCUUCAUUCCAACAGGUGACUAAAAUCCACCCAUCUGUCCCUGAACUCUCUUUGGUGUUUGGAAGUGUUGUAGAACCAAAACCUGCAGUACAAAAUUUACAGAUCAACAAUAAAAAGGCUCCUUCGUUGUCCUCGACACCAAAGGUUGUAAACAAUCAGUUUAUGACCAGUUCAUAUCCCCAUCACGAUUCAUAUGGGAAGGAAUCUAUGCCAAAACCUUUACCUGUUCCUUUCAAAACUUGCACACCUACAGCCACAAAGCUGUCCAGGGGGAAGUCUUCUGCAGGGGACAAAGCACAUUACCACAGCAAUGGCCAGCCGAGAAGAAGCUCCACAUCAUCCUCCACUUCAUCCUCCUCACAUUCCACACCUCGAACUGGCUCAUCACCGGACACAUCUGUACAUCAGGUCAAAGGCUCAUCUGAACUUGACCUAAGAUGUAGCGUGAGCGGACCUUGUCCAGAGCCACCACCACUGACCUCUUCGCCUUAUUCUAGACAGUCAUCCUUGUCUCCCAACCACAAUGCGACCUUUCCCCUUCAGACAAGGCCACUUUCUGAUGGCCAAAAACCAACGCAGAAUUUUAGUACUUGCCGCCAUCAGACCAAUAUCUGCAGCUGUUGUGUUGGUAUUGGUCCUGUUCAGUGCCACUCUCCUACCUCCUGGCCAGCUGUGAGUCAUAUCAGCCACAGGAGCCCGGAGAGCCAAUCGGAACCUCUUGGAAAUGUAAUGCCGUUUUAUCAGAAUAUGCCGUGUCCGAAUGCUUGUUGCAGCCCCGUGUUAAUGAACUGUGGCAGAACGGCAAGGUGUGCCACUCCUGUAGAUGGUGCCAACUCUCCUGGCAGAAGGGACUCUUUGCCGGUAAACUCGUGCAGCUCUAACCCAUGCAUGGUCAUGACACCUCCUUCAAUUCCUGGACCCAGUGGCAUGUGGGGACUGUCCACAGAGGCCUACCAGUUAUUAACAGAACAAGACAAGCAGCUGAAACUUCUGCAAGCUCAGAUCCAGCGUUUGCUUGAAGCCCAGGCGUCUCAGGGUGAAUUCAAACCUUCCCGCGCAGAAAAAGCAGCAGAAUCUGUAGCCACGGAGACUGAGAGUUCUGAGCCCAUGCUGAAGACCAGUGUGAGCAUUGCAGUCGGCACAGGUGCGAGUCUGUAUUGGAACCCCCCACCAUGUCCUGAGGAAGAGGAGUCCCUGAACAAACAGGAUGAGUCUGAGCUAUGUAAUGUUCUGACUGCUGCUGUGAACAAUGAGCAAGAUACAAGCAGCACCACCAUCACUUCCUCCUUAAAAUCCGUGGACAUGUACAGCUUUGCAGAGAGCAGUCAGCUGACAGACUGUGCUGGCCAUUCUCCUCUUGCACUGCAGCCCAUAUGUAAUACAAGGAACGAGCCUCAGUCUUCUCAGCUUCUGCAUGAUGGGCGAUCUUCAACAAGUGCCAGCGGUUAUGAUGCAUCUCAAGAGCACCCGGAAAACCAAAAGACUUCAGAUCAUGGAUUGUCUGUCCCCAGCCUGGCUUCAGAGAGGUUUUAUCAAGGUUUACUUAACCAAGUCAACAAUUUGCUGAAGACCUCGUCCUCUGCCAGUGAGGAGUCUUGUGAAAAUAUUUCCAGGGUUAGUUCCAGAGCAAGCGAAUCUGUUUCUGAGAAGCCCAGGGAUUAUGUGGCACGCAACCCCCGCCGUAGUGACCAACACAGUGUACAGAAGGCCACACUCAAGCAGCUGAAGUCUCUGGGAGUGGAAAUUGGCACUCAACCAUCUGAAGUGAAGCUGAACAGUGCAGACACUGCUGACAAUGCAUGUGUCUUGGCUUGUAUUAACCCAGAUGCCAUCAUCCCAAGACUAAACUACAUGUCCUUUACAAAUCUUGGCUUGAGUGGCUUUGUGCCCAGUGGAGUUGAUUUAAGUAUGGAAGCCAAUGCCAUCGCCUUGAAGUAUCUGAGCGAGUCCCAGCUGACCCAGCUGUCCCUCAGCCACACCAACCGGAACAAAGAUCUAGACUCUUCCUCCUUCCAUAAUCUUUUUCCUGGGACCUCUGAGAGGAGCAUGGUCGGGCUAAGUCUAAUUUCACCAAACAAUAUGUCGUUUGCCACUAAGAAGUACCUGAAGCGUUAUGCCCUAAUGGAGAGCAAUGACAGCAGUGAUGAUGAGGAUCCACCUUCAGAAACCGGUUACACAGUGGGCCAAACUGAUAGAAACAAGGUUUUCUCUGAUCUGUCCGACAAUAAUCCGAGCCUGGAUUUGAGUUCUGAAUCUAAAGCAACACCUAGAGCAUCAGACAAAGCCUCAGUUGAAUUUGUAUAUCAUCCGGAGGGAAAUAAAUUGAGAAACAUUACAAACGAGAUGCCAAAAAAGGCUUUUCCAACUGUACAAACAUCCGAUGAGGCAUCUCUACAUUUUCUUAAAGACAUUAACCCUAGAUCCAAGCUCUUGUCAGAGAAUACACAAUUUAAAGGCCACCACGAUAAAGAGAAUGGUCGAAACUCACCGCUUUUUAACACAAGAGACGCAAAUUCUUUGGGGAGAAAAGUGACGGGUCCAGCGGGUUCUCUUGAGGACAUUUUAGAUGUCGACCAUCUUCGGCAGCUCCCCAAACUGUUCUAAGAUCUUUUCUCAGUGAUCAUUUGGGAUGCAUCAACCAGUUAAUUUGCAUUUCCUUCCUAUGGAAGUUAAGAACCCAAAGAACUGCAAGUUCCUCAUUCAAAGGGAGUUUCUACCUUCAGAUGUUUAAAAACCUUUUGGC
Molecule: messenger RNA, 4531 nt
Organism: Nanorana parkeri
Lineage: Eukaryota; Metazoa; Chordata; Amphibia; Anura; Dicroglossidae
Gene: STIL
Product: SCL/TAL1 interrupting locus
Exons: 19
Coding region: 1-4392 (1463 amino acids)
Biological process (GO): centrosome duplication; mitotic spindle organization; protein localization to centrosome
Cellular component (GO): centriole; centrosome
Source: RefSeq, a predicted model, not a curated record